Messenger RNA from Humulus lupulus (European hop), 2213 nucleotides. Its product is annotated as protein REDUCED WALL ACETYLATION 2. Gene Ontology annotation, cellular component: Golgi apparatus. The record is from RefSeq and is a predicted model, not a curated record. Bases 225 to 1862 code for a protein of 545 amino acids. The transcript has 16 exons. Gene Ontology annotation, biological process: plant-type secondary cell wall biogenesis; xyloglucan metabolic process; xylan biosynthetic process. Lineage: Eukaryota; Viridiplantae; Streptophyta; Magnoliopsida; Rosales; Cannabaceae. Gene Ontology annotation, molecular function: acetyltransferase activity.
CAUUAACACCUCUCUCUAUCUCUCUUUCUCACUCGUUUUUCUUUUUCUCUCACAUCACAGAUAGUCAUAUACACCAAAAAAAUAUACACAAUCCAUACGCAUUAAUACAUCUACACAUAUACACCGUCGUCUCAAAAUCCAAAUCUCGGCACCGGAGACAACCUUCAAGCUUCCGAUUCCGAUCUGUGAAAUGCUCGUUUGAUCUCCACGCUCAUUUGCCAAUAAUGGUGAUCUACGGCGCAGUAACUCCUGGCCAGGUUUCGUUUUUGCUUGGGCUUGUACCUGUAAUUGUGGCUUGGAUUUAUGCUGAGAUUUUGGAGUACAAGAAGAGUUCAGUCUCUCCUAAAGCUAGACAUUCUGACAUCCCUUUGGAGGACGUGGUAAAAGAGCCAGUUAAGGAUGAUGAUAGAGCUGUUCUGCUGGAGGAAGGAAAAGUCCAGGCAGCCUCUCCUAGAGCUCGAAUACUGUCUUCAUCAUCUUCUAUUGUGAGGUUCCUUUUGAUGGAGGAAAGUUUCUUGCUAGAAAACCGAUUGACACUUCGAGCAAUAUCUGAAUUUGGUGUCCUUUUAGCAUAUUAUUAUGUGUGUGAUCGUACAGACUUCUUCAACUCAUCAGAGAAGAGUUACAAUCGGGAUUUUUUCUUGUUUCUAUACUUCCUUCUCAUCAUAGUUUCAGCAAUGACUUCUUUCAAGAUACAUAAUGAGAAGUCACCGCUUACAGGGAAAUCGAUACUUUAUUUGAAUAGGCAUCAAACCGAAGAGUGGAAAGGCUGGAUGCAGGUCUUAUUUUUGAUGUACCAUUACUUUGCUGCAAAAGAAAUUUAUAAUGCAAUCCGAGUAUUUAUCGCUGCAUAUGUGUGGAUGACUGGAUUUGGAAACUUUUCAUACUACUAUGUACGCAAGGAUUUUAGCAUGGCAAGAUUUGCACAGAUGAUGUGGCGACUUAAUUUCUUGGUUAUCUUUUGCUGCAUUCUCCUAAACAACAGUUACAUGUUGUACUACAUUUGCCCUAUGCACACUCUAUUCACCCUUAUGGUUUAUGGGGCUCUUGGUAUUAUGAACAAACAUAAUGAGAAGGGUUCAGUCAUAGCGAUAAAAAUCAUCUCUUGCUUCUUGGUGGUCAUCAUAGUAUGGGAAAUACCUGGAGUGUUUGAGUUGCUCUGGAGUCCAUUAACUUUCCUUCUUGGUUAUAAAGACCCAGCUUCAAAAUUGCAGUUCUCUCCCUUGCAUGAGUGGUAUUUUCGGUCAGGCCUUGACCGAUACAUAUGGAUAAUUGGAAUGAUAUAUGCUUACUACCAUCCAACUGUUGAAAGGUGGAUGGAGAAACUGGAGGAAGCUGAAGUGAAGAAAAGAUUAUCAAUCAAAGGGGCUAUUGCUUUUGUAGCCAUAACGAUGGGAUAUCUAUGGUUUGAGUAUAUAUACAAGCUGGACAAGCUUACCUACAAUAAAUAUCAUCCUUAUACUUCAUGGAUUCCAAUAACGGUGUACAUAUGUUUGCGAAAUGUUACCCAACAGUUUCGCUGCUAUUCUUUGACCCUGUUUGCAUGGCUCGGGAAAAUAACACUGGAGACGUACAUUUCACAAAUCCAUAUCUGGUUAAGAUCAGGUGUUCCCGAUGGUCAGCCAAAAUUAUUGCUUUCCCUGAUACCAAAUUAUCCAAUGUUGAACUUCAUGCUCACAACUUCCAUAUAUGUUGCGAUCUCGUACAGACUUUUUGACCUAACAAAUACAUUGAAAAUGGCAUUCGUCCCUAGUAAAGACGACAAGCGUCUUAUCCACAACAUGAUUACGGCUGCAGCAAUAUCUUGCGCCCUAUACUCCUUAUCUUUUGUAUUCCUAAAUGUGCCCACAAUGCUGAUUUGAGAACUGAAAUUCGUCAAAGUUGGUAGAGUCAUUUGGCUUUCAGUAUCCACGAACACAAGGAAUAUGUUAUUCCACCGUACGAGACCAUGCUUCUUCGAAAACAAGACUAAGAUAUUGAUUCGCAAGCAACUUGUACUGGAGUUAAUAGUUCAGCAUACCCUAUUAUGCUCUUAGUUUUUUUUGAUAGGAUCUGUAUAGGAAUGGGUUGAUCAUUUUGUGACCAUCGGAUUGGACGGAGUGUGGGUUUUUGUCUUUAUCAUUCUUAAUAUUACUUCAAGUAUAAUAGUAAAAGUCAUCACAAGUGUAAUACAAUAUUCAUCUGUUCGUCAAACAUGGCUUUAUUUUUUAUUA